This is a messenger RNA of Oryza sativa Japonica Group (Japanese rice), 2966 nucleotides long. The record is from RefSeq and is a predicted model, not a curated record. Lineage: Eukaryota; Viridiplantae; Streptophyta; Magnoliopsida; Poales; Poaceae.
UUUCCACGCCACAUCCCUAAACUUCUCCAUCUCCAUAGUACUCUCCUGUAACAGAAUUGGAAAACCCAAUCUGGCGACGGCUGCCCGCCGCCGGCACCCGGCGGUGCUGUUCCUCCGUUCUUCCUUGCACACGACGGCUGCCCGCCGCCGGCGCCCGGCAGUGCUGUUCCUCCGUUCUUCCUUGCACACAGUAAACAAUUAUGGCGAGGGGGCCAAGACGUCUACGGAAGUUGAACCUAGAUGCACAGAGCGCAGGACAUGUGCAAGCUGAAGAAGAAAAUUUGCUGUACAACUUUGAAGCUCUAGAUGAAGCAGAUGCACAAUUCAAUGACGAUAAUUUGCAUCUCGAAGCUCAAGAUGCAGGGAAUGUACAACCCACAGAAGAUAGUGAGCAAGACCUUUCAGAGAAUGAUGACAUAAUCACGGAGUUGCCUCUUGCAGCCAAAAGACCAAUUAAUAUAAUCUGGCCAAAUGGGGAGGUACGACAGGUUCUAGGAAAUUUUAAUGUAAAAAACUUGGACCAACUGAAGCAAGGAAAGGUAAUUGUAGAGACGGAUGAACAUGGUAUUCCAAAUGAUAGAUCAGGUUCUGUUCUAGGCUCGUAUCUUGGUAAGCUUGCACAGAAUUCAACAUUUGCACCAUUGGACAUUCCAAAAUGGGACCAUGACUUAUUUGUGGGACCAAAGGAGAGCAUAGUCGCUGACGUGGAGAUGAAAUUUGUGUACCCUUCUGAGACGAAGCAGCUUACAAGAGGCUGGAUUCUAAUGAAAGCUGAUAAAGGGUGGAGAUCUUACAAAAGCCGUUUGAAGGGAAGAUACUUUAAUCCUGAUGUGAGGACUCUAAACGAUAUAUUAAAAUAUGUCCCAAAAGGUGUCAAUGGAUAUCAAUGGCGUGGUCUUGUUAAAAUAUGGUGUCAGGAUAAACACAAGAAAUUAUGUGAGAAAAACUCUGAAAGCGCAAAACAGCAGAGGAAUCCACAUACAACUGGUAGAAAAAGCCAUGCUAGGCUUUGUAAAGAGAUGGUGGAAGCAAAAGUUAAAGGGAAGGUCCAUGACAUUGACGUAUGGGAUGAAGCACAUAAGAAAAAGGAUGAGCGCAUUAAGGCAGUAGUGGAAUCGGCUUACCAUGAAUUAGCUAAAAAGAAAUCUACUAGUUGCAGUGGUCUUUCAUCCAAAGAUUAUGAUGAAGUUUUUCGACGUGUAGUUGGAAAAGAGACAAAACUUCGAGGGUACUACGAUCAUAAGAAUUGGAGCCAAAUAAGGGUUUCUCAGGGACUAGAUGUUGUUGGACAAUCUGAGGAAUAUGCAAUGCUUAAGUUACAAAUGAAUGCAAUGGAAAAUAAAAUAGAGGCUAUGAGUGUUGAUAUGACUCUGAUGCGUGCCUUCAUAGAACAAAAAUUCCCUGGAGAGGAUUGGAGAAAUAUUGUGGUUGCAGAACAAAAUAAAGAAGUUGAUAUUUCUGAACAAGUUGGUAAUGAUAUCCAACAUGAAUCAAAUGUUGAAGAAUCAUGUGAACAUGUACAUUCUACACCAGAUAAUGUGCAGUUGCAGCAGAAGCAUUUAAUCAGUUAUAUUCCUGCUAAAAAUGGUUGCCACAAACCAUCUGUACCACAUGAACACAUGAUUGACAAGCAAUCAAGCAUUGGAAGCUUUGCUAGAAGGUCUGAAGCUAGUCAGAGAUACAUGGAAUCAACUAUGGCACAUGACCAUGGAACUGAUAAGGUUGAUAUGUUUGAUCAAGUUGACAUUGACUGUACAAAUGAAUUUGAUAAUAACUUUGAUAAUUCAUUUGCCAAUACCAAUGCUAAGUCAAAUCAUGUGCAGCAAGUACAUUCUAUUAGUUCUGCUAAUGGCAAUGGUCGUCGUUUCAAUCCAUCUAUACCAUAUGAACGCACAAAUGCUAAGCAACUAAGUGGGGAAAGCUUAGGCAAAAGGUCCAUAACAAGUCAAAUGAAUGUGGAAUCAAUGGUGCCACGUGAGAAUGUGACCAAUGAGGCUUAUGUUUCUGAACAAGAUGGUACUGAUAUUAUGAAUGGGUUUGUUCACAACCGUGAGGAACCACAUGCCAAUGAGAAUGCUAUACCAAAUAAUCAAUUAUGUUCUGUUAGUUCAACUAGAGCUAAAGAGAAUUGUUCUACUAAAGCUUUGCCAUAUGACCACAUAACUGCAAAGCAAUCAAGCAUUAAAAGCUCUGUCAAAAGGACUAGAACUAACUGUGUGGAUUCAAUUUUACCACCUGAUAAAGCCAAACAGGGGCCUCAGAGAAAGGGAGUAUUAGAGAAUACUUCAUCUAAAUCAGAUCAAAGGGUGGUGUUCUUGUUUUCAUUGAAUCCAGUAUACAAAGGCAAAGUAGUGGCCAAGGGAAAUUUAGUGACUACAGAUAGCACAUAUGUGGUUGGAGGAAAUAUGCUUGGAAAUGAAUAUUAUGGUGUGGCUGUUCAUAGUGUUACAAAUAUUGGUGAUGAGAGACUGCCAAGACCAUCUGAAAACUGUACUACAUUAAGAGAGGCAAUUGGUUAUGUCAUUCCUUGGCCUCGUCCCUAUGUAAGAAAGCGUAGGGAUACAAGUUCUGCCCAGUAGCAAGGCCCUUUCAUACGAGUGCUCUGCUCAUAACCAGAAUUUUGCUGUUAUUAUUGGUCUGACUAUAGGAUAAUGAAUGGAGGACUGAAGAAAAGAAAGAGUGGAAGCCCUGAUAUUCAACUUUCCUUUUGAAGAAAUAUUAUAGAUUUCCUUCUAGCAGUUUAGAAAAACACGCACAACAAGCUGUAGGAUGUUAUAUAUGUGUGUGUCUAUUGCACUUUAGUUUUCCAGUUAGUCGUAUAUGUCUAUUUAAAAUUACAUGGAUGUUUUAUUUAGUUGUAAACUCCUUGCUCUCAUACAAGCAUGUACAGCCUUUCCCCUUUUAAUAUAUUAUAUGUUCUUGUAUAUGGUCGGGAAUAUGGUACUGCCUGCCCAUGUAAUUUUUUA